Acipenser ruthenus (sterlet) is the source of this 2081-nucleotide messenger RNA. RefSeq names its product microtubule-associated protein 1 light chain 3 beta (gene map1lc3b). Gene Ontology annotation, molecular function: ubiquitin protein ligase binding. Gene Ontology annotation, cellular component: autophagosome; autophagosome membrane; cytosol. The record is from RefSeq and is a predicted model, not a curated record. The transcript is spliced from 4 exons. The coding region runs from base 205 to 582 and encodes 125 amino acids. Gene Ontology annotation, biological process: cellular response to nitrogen starvation; autophagosome assembly; autophagy of mitochondrion. NCBI's taxonomy places the organism in Eukaryota, Metazoa, Chordata, Actinopteri, Acipenseriformes, Acipenseridae.
CCUGACGUCAUUGGUCAGCUGACCGUUUUGUUUUUGCUGGUUAAGGUGGAACUCCAGACAGUAGCAACAAGAAAGAAAAAGAGAUCCGCAGUGAUAAUUCUGUUCGUAAGUCAGCUUUUAAAAACGUGAUUAUAAUAUCGUAUUUUAUUUUAAUUUGACCGCUGCUUUGGCCUUAAAUAUCUGUUUUCACCUCAACCGAAAAAUAUGCCUUCAGAAAAGACCUUCAAACAAAGAAGGACAUUUGAACAAAGAGUGGAAGAUGUAAGACUGAUUCGAGAGCAACACCCGACGAAAAUCCCAGUGAUCAUUGAGAGGUACAAGGGGGAGAAGCAGCUGCCCAUCCUGGAUAAAACUAAGUUCCUGGUUCCUGACCAUGUGAACAUGAGUGAGCUGAUCAAGAUUAUCAGGAGACGCCUGCAGCUUAACUCCAACCAGGCUUUCUUCCUCCUGGUGAAUGGGCACAGUAUGGUGAGCGUCUCCACACCAAUCUCCGAGGUGUACGAGCGCGAGAAGGAUGAAGACGGCUUUCUCUACAUGGUCUAUGCAUCCCAAGAAACCUUUGGAGUUCAAUCCAGCUUGUAAAUCCCAUUCAUGUUCUUGUGUCCUAAAUAGAAACCCUCCCCUCCCCACUCCAAAAUACAAAACAAGAAAUGGAUGUCAUUAAGCAACAGCUUGGAAAGAUAUCAGACCUAUUGAAGGGGGCACUUGACUACCAGGGUUUAAGUAACAGAUCAGUAACAUUUUACUGUAAUCCCUGCAAAAUUACAAAUCAAGCUUGGUUUCAUGGAAAAGAAACACAAAGCAGAUCACAGCACCAUUUAAAACCGUGGUGGCCCUUUCUUUCCUCUCCCUACCCUCCAUCAACUCUGUCCCACCCCUAAAACCAUAUAAGGCUAGUUCUCCUGAUCAGGAAGUACUGUGCUUUGUUUUUCUUUCCAGGGGUUGGAAUUUUGCUUCUUAAACUAUUUUAACUGCCUUGCUGUAGACUUCAAAGCUCUUCAGGGCAAAAAGCAUAAUCCAGUUUUCCAAAUCUUUCUGCAUAGAUAAAUGAUAUGGAAUUGCUCAAUUUGUAACUGGGUUUAGUUGCUUUUGUAUACCAAAUACAGUUUAAUUGUAGUUUAGAAACAUCACUGUGCAAAGAACAAAUAUGAAGAUGAUUCUGUCGACUGCGUGCUUAAUGCAAUCUAUAAUGUAUUAAGGUACAUGGAUUCUCUUCGUGGCCCUGGCAAUAUUUGGGUUAAGUACAAUCCGUACCAGGUUUUUUUUGCCCAUGCCAAUAUUAAUUGCCCAUGUUUUUUUGUCUGUAAUAUUUUAAUGGAUACCUUUUUUGUUUGUAGUUUUUAUUAUUACAUUGUAUUGCAUCUUUUCCUUUUAGUCAAUCUGUUUUUAAGAUUCCAAAAUCAACGGAUGUGAAUUAGCUGCCUUUACUCUGUUAAUCAUUUUCUGGAAAACAAAUCACUGUUGAGUAGUAAAGCAAAUUGAAUAAUACAAUUAUGGUGUCACAUGUUGUGUGUGUUUUUUUUAAAAAUAUAACUUCCAUGUCUGAUGUUAAAUAUCAAUCCUUUUUAAUGCAUUGAAUUAUGUUUCCAAAAGCCCACCAUGCAUCAUCCAUGGUAUUUGCUCUUCAUGUGCAUCAGUAUUUACUCUCCUGUUAUGUUAAAUUAAAAGCAAUAUACAAAUGGGUUUGUUUUAAGAGUAAAAAUUGUUAAUACCAAUAUUUUUAAAAUCUUUCUUUUUAUUUGCAUGUAUCUUGUUAACAUUGCCUCAAUUUUUUGUUUAGUUUGUUGAAAAUGUUAAUAGUUUUUCUUCCUGUACAUUUAUUAGCUAUGUUAUGAGUUGUUGCGAUUUGCAUAUUUUGUACAUUUGGGGGAAAAAAAAAAAAAGAAAGGAGUUUGAUUGUAUUUGGUUGGAUUUUUCUGUAUGAGAAGUUAUCAAAUGUUUUCUGAAGCCGAGACGGACGACCGUUCUUGUAAAAGUUAAUAAACACUGUGUGAUCUUGACGACAUUGGAGAUUUGUGUCUGUAAAGAAAUAUUCCACUGUAUAAAACAUUGCAUCCCAAAUUAAAUUAUUACUGUACUGA